AUGAUGAUAGAUGUUCGAUCAUUAAUAAUUGUUGUAGUGUGUACAUAUUUUUUUUUUUAAGUUCAUGAAGUAAAUUGCAAUUGGCAAAGGUUUUUUAAUUUAUCCCGUAAGAAUUUUAUUAGUUUAUUACUGAUUGAAUUUCACGUUUAAGUUUUGCGCAAAUACACUGCCAAAAUGGUGCUGUUGGCUUCAGCCGUAUGCACAAAAACGGGAAAAACCAUAGUCUCACGACAGUUUGUUGAGAUGACUAAAGCGCGGAUUGAAGGUUUAUUGGCGGCGUUUCCUAAACUGAUGUCGACUGAAAAACGUCAUAUACAACAUACGUUCGUUGAGACAGAUUCUGUACGAUAUGUAUACCAACCAUUGGAAAAAUUAUACAUGUUGUUAAUCACUACAAAGACCAGUAACAUAUUAGAAGAUUUGGAAACAUUAAGAUUAUUUUCAAAAGUAGUUUUGGACUGUUGCAAGUUAGUCGAUGAGAGUGAAGUAUCAAAAAAGUCUUUUGAUUUAAUAUUUGCUUUUGAUGAAAUUGUUGCCCUUGGUUAUAGGGAGAGUGUUAAUUUAGCGCAAGUAAGAACAUUUGUUGAAAUGGAUUCUCAUGAAGAAAAAAUGUAUCAAGCAGUACGUCAAUCACAAGAGCGUGAUGCUAAGGUUAAAAUGCGUGAAAAAGCAAAAGAAUUACAACGUCAAAGAAUUGAUGCUGUCAAAAAGGGUGUUCGUAUGCCAACAUCAUCAAGCUCUUAUAUGUCAAUGACACCAGUUGCUGAUUCAAUUUAUGAAAUAAAAGUAUCCAAGCCAGAAACACCAAAAUAUUCAUCAAGCAAUAAAGCUUUAAAAUUAGGAGCUAAAUCGAAAGAUGUUGAUUUGUUUGUUGAUCAAUUGAAAUCAGAAGGUGAAAAAGUUGUUACUAACAACAAGUCAUCAACUAUUACAUCAACUUCUUCAACUGUUCAAAAAGACAUUCAUAUUAAAAAAGAAGAACGUAUAAUUGCCAUUGUUGGACGUGAUGGAGGUGUCCGCAAUUUUGAAUUACAUGGAUUGAUAUCAUUAAGAAUUUCAAAUGAAAUUUAUCAAAAAAUUGUUUUACAGUUUAAUUUUGAAUCUGGAAAUAUUCCAUUGCAAACUCAUCCUAAUAUUGAUAAGGAACUUUUCAAAACUAAUCGUCUAAUAGGUUUGAAAAAUCCAACAAAACCAUUUCCAUUAGACUCUGAAGUAGGAUUAUUAAAAUGGACUCUUCAGUCACAAGAAGAAUCAGCUAUACCGCUUUCAAUUAACUGCUGGCCUAGUGAAAAUGGUUAUGGGGGUUGUGAUGUAAAUAUUGAAUAUAAUUUGGAACAUGCUGACCUCGAAUUGAAUAAUGUUACUGUUACAGUACCAUUGCCAUUUGGCAAUGCUCCUGUUAUCCAAGAGUGCAGUGGAGUUUAUAGUUAUGAGCCUAAAAAGAAUGUUUUAAUAUGGUCAGUGGCUGUAGUUGAUUCGUCUAACCCAACAGGAUCUAUUGAAUUUGAAGCACCAAAAUCCAUUGCCUCGGAUUUCUUCCCAAUUAAGGUUGAUUUCAUGUCAAAAUCAUCUUACAAUAAAAUUAAGCCAAUGGAAAUUAGACUUAUUGAUGAUAACGCACCUGUUAAAUUUACUUCUGAGACAUCUUUAUUCACAGGAAAUUAUGAAAUAGUUUAAACAUUAAGAAUAUAUCUUUUAUGAACACUUAUUAGUUAUUUUAUUAUUAUUAAAAAUUC
Molecule: messenger RNA, 1736 nt
Organism: Rhopalosiphum maidis (corn leaf aphid)
Lineage: Eukaryota; Metazoa; Arthropoda; Insecta; Hemiptera; Aphididae
Gene: deltaCOP
Product: coatomer subunit delta
Exons: 3
Coding region: 175-1677 (500 amino acids)
Biological process (GO): Golgi localization; retrograde vesicle-mediated transport, Golgi to endoplasmic reticulum; endoplasmic reticulum to Golgi vesicle-mediated transport
Cellular component (GO): cytosol; COPI vesicle coat
Source: RefSeq, a predicted model, not a curated record